This is a messenger RNA of Westerdykella ornata, 2942 nucleotides long. RefSeq lists its product as uncharacterized. Gene Ontology annotation, cellular component: Sin3-type complex. The record is from RefSeq and is a predicted model, not a curated record. Gene Ontology annotation, biological process: negative regulation of transcription by RNA polymerase II. The coding region runs from base 453 to 2486 and encodes 677 amino acids. NCBI's taxonomy places the organism in Eukaryota, Fungi, Ascomycota, Dothideomycetes, Pleosporales, Sporormiaceae. Gene Ontology annotation, molecular function: histone deacetylase binding. The transcript is spliced from 4 exons.
CGGGCGAGGAGGAGCAUGUCGAGAACGGCUCCCGAGACGAGCGCCCAGGCUUCAGAAAUCACCGGUAAGCCAUUUCCUGGAUUAGAUUUCAUCUUGCGGCGCCCAGUUCGUUCUAGUUCAUCACUUGAGAGAUGCUUGUAUCGCUUUUUCCGGCGACGCCGAGGAGCUCUCACAGCGACGAGGGCUUUGGCAGUGCCUGAGCAGAGCAAAGCUUCCUGACAUCACAGCACCAGCCCAGCGUCAGGGACUAACACCAUCUCCGUGCAGGUAACAACUCCAAAUCUACCAUUGAGACCCCGCUCCGUCGCUCCCCAUCGCCCGUCUCUCCCAUCUCGCCAUCCCGCCGACCUUCUCUCUCCGCCAACUUCGCGACCAUCCCGAAUGAACCGACCGACGCAGCCGAUACAUUAUACCUUGAUGAUGCGGAAAGUGAGACGGUGAGGGCAGCAACCAUGUUGUCCUCUAUCCCCUCUUCCCAUCCAGUGGCUCUGCCCACAGCGGUGGGUGAGCCAGCAAUGACAACUGGCGCUGUACUCGAACACCACGGAGAAGAUGGCUCUAGCAGCUUGAGUGAACUGGGAGAUGCUUCCGAUGAUCACUCUGUGCCCACUCCUCGAGCUCCUCCCGUUGAAGAUUUGAGCGAAGAUGACUCGGAAGCGGAAACCGAACGCUUAGACAACACCCCUCGACGACUGAACCGCACCGCAACGGGUGCUUCGCUUGCGUCGGAGCUGCCAUAUGAACGUACCCCGAGUAAGUUGGCCCAAUCGACCGCUAUCGACGAAGGCGAAUCCACUCCCGCCUCACCGACUGUCGCCAUGGAACCAGCGGGGUCCGGCUCGGCAAAUACAGCCCUCGAUACACUCUCGUUUCUUGCUGCUACCGAAGCUGUUAGCUUAGAGUUGGCAGGAAAAAAGCGGAAGCGAUCCAGCGGUGAGGAUGGUACCGCCGAAGAAGAUACAGGCGAGCUGUCCAGGAAGCGGAGUAACACCAGCAAAGAAAUGGGCUUCGUCGAAGACGCGGAAGCGACUGCUGACGCCGAACAAGCCGACGUCGACGAGGAGUUGGACAAUGCCGAAGAGCACAUCUCUGAGCUUGCGCAAGAAAGCAUGGAGCUUGAGGAGCAACAAGCUGAGGUAGCAGCUGAGGCUGUCAGUGAGUUAGCAACUGUUGCUAAGCUGGGAAAAUCCCGGAAAGGUCGGGGAAGAGGAAAGCGCAAGCUAGAGGCAUUGACUACAGAGGCCAUUCUGGCUGAAGCAGAAGAGGCACCUGGCGAUGCGGAUAACGACGAGGAUAUGUCGUCUCUUGAUGAAGAAGCUGCGAGGAAGAAGAACGCGAUCGAUGAGCUCGCUAAGAUAGAGAAGAAGUUCAAAAUAUUCCGAGCAAAGAUGGUCGAAGAAGACAUCGCUCGCUGCGAACUGGAGCUAGAGAUGAUGAAACAGCCGCACUGCAUCCACCCUGAUUAUCUGGCCUGCAUACGAGGCAUAGACGAGCGAAGAGCGGAGAAAAUCGCUCAGGAGAGAACGUUGAUGAAGUACAAGAUGGAAUGCUUGAAGCGACAGACGAUUGCGAUUCGGCAUCAGCUCCACAGUCAAUAUUUCCAGCAGGUUCGGAAGAUUCGUGAAGAUGCAAUUGCGGACUGCAACCAUCGGAUGUAUGAACUUCAGAAAGGACGUCGACAGUUUGGAGCCGACGAGGUUGACUACGGAAUGCGGAUGCCCGAAAAGAAAUCGGAGCGGAUUCGACAACAAGCUGCAUACAAUCUGGAGGUUUCCGUUCUCGCUGGUGUUGGAAAGCAUGUAGGCUUUCCUUGCGCGCCUGCGCUCACUCCUGCGCGCCCCUCGGAGGUGGAGAGAGAUUUACGCAAAAUGGAGAUUAUAACUCGCCCUCCUCCUCAUCCCAUACCCUUGGUACGGUCAUAUGCACGUACGGCAACAGUAGAGGAGGCCGCAGCCGAAGAACAGUUCAUCGAGAAGACACCGUGGGCGAACCCACACCAUCCGAUCCAUCAGCAUCUCGCCAUGGGUUCCACGCGAACACCGAAUCAGACAUAUCAGACUCCUGUUGGGCAGCGGCGUAUGGUUGACAUUCACGCCCCGAAUGGCUCAGCUUCUACGAUUGAUGCUACAUCCAAUCCCCCGUCUUCAACGGCCGGUGCCGGGCUCCAUAACGGCCGCGCAGGCGAGUCGAUAUCACCGGUCUUACAGAUGAAGCGAAAUCCUGGGGAACAACUCCAGUACGGAGACAAUACCGCAAGUGCUCCUCACCCUCGGAACUUUGUUGGCAUCACAAGGGAAGCUUACGGUGGUAAUGCUCAUGUUCUCUCCAGUCCGGCAGGAGAGCCCAUGAUGGAAGAGUCUUACGGCCAGAGGUGGGCAGCCAUAAAUUCUGGCCCUCCACCACUGCCGCCCAAUGCUGUUCGAGGCCCACCGCUGACUCAACGAAGCUCCCUUGGUGCUGUGACACCUGCGCUGGCUGGCCGCUGAUAAACUCUUGUCGCUUUCCACGAUAUCCCGUCCGCAUACCCCUUCCCGGUUCUUCCUUUGAUACAGGACGCCUUCAUUUUUAGACUUACUUCCUCUCUGGAUACCCUCAUCAUCGAUUCUCAAUUGGUUUUAUGUUCUUGCCGUUUCCCGAUAUCUGCGUCCAAGGUGGAUCUUCUGUGGACAGGCAUAAUCUGGCGGGGGCGAUUUCCUCCGCUAUUGUACGGGUUUCCGGCGGCAUGGCGGUAUGAUAAUCAUUAUGGGGGCGUUCGCGGAUCAUAGGCUCCGCCGGCGUUUCGAGAUGCAACAUGUUAGUAGUCUUACCUGGAGUGUCAGGUGUUCGCUGGGACAUAACAUGCAGAGUUGGCGCUGUCAUCUGGCACAUGUAUUUAUGAUUGGAUUGGAUGAUAGGUCACGUACCUACGAUGGCUACAACGUAUUCAUACUCAACAACAGCCU